AUGUCGCACAGCAGCGGCCACGGCGCGACCGCCGACUGCAAAGUCUCCAUGCUUUGGAACUGGUACACCAUUGACUCUUGCUUCCUCGCCGAGUCCUGGCACGUCGGCAGCAACGGCGCCUUUGCUGCCAGCUGUAUUGGCGUCGCCCUCCUCACCGUGACCCUCGAGUUCGUCCGCCGCCUCGGCAAGGAGUACGAUGCCCUGCUUCUGCGUCAGUUCCACGCGCGCGCGGCCCAGAUGGCGGUCGCCGCCGCCGUUGAGCCCUCGUGCUGCGACGACACCGGCGCCGUCGCCCCUGGCGCUGUCGCCCGACCCAGCGCGCCGCUCAUCUUCCGCGCCUCGCCCGUCGAACAGCUCAUCCGUGCCGUGCUGCACACAACCUUCUUCGGUCUGGCCUACAUUAUCAUGUUGCUCGCCAUGUACUACAAUGGCUACAUCAUCAUCUCCAUUCUGCUCGGUGCCGGCCUCGGCAAGUUCCUUUGCGACUGGCUCGUCUACAAGGUGGAAACUGGGGCCGCCACACAACAGGCGAAGGGCGUCGAGGAGCCCACUGGAUGCUGCGGAUGA
Verticillium alfalfae VaMs.102 is the source of this 567-nucleotide messenger RNA. RefSeq names its product copper transport protein ctr4. The record is from RefSeq and is a predicted model, not a curated record. NCBI's taxonomy places the organism in Eukaryota, Fungi, Ascomycota, Sordariomycetes, Glomerellales, Plectosphaerellaceae. Gene Ontology annotation, cellular component: membrane. The transcript has 2 exons. Bases 1 to 567 code for a protein of 188 amino acids. Gene Ontology annotation, molecular function: copper ion transmembrane transporter activity. Gene Ontology annotation, biological process: copper ion transmembrane transport.